CAAAAAACAGAAGACAUACAUAUACAUACUUAGUACAUACGGUAGUAAGGUACCACAAACACAAUCAAUCAAUCAAUAUAUAUAUAGCAUUGAAUAUAGUCAGCCAUGUUCCGCGAUAUGAGGACCAAGCCCUUGGGCACACGUAUUCAGACCACCACAAUGGAUACACAAACCCUAGCUUCAAUUCACGACGUCGAUUUUGACAAUUUCUCGAAUGAGACCGAAAUUUGGGAUGAACAGUCGGAGGAGGAACCGAAGGUUGAACGUGUACUCUCGCGAACCGAGCUACUCAUCCGGGACUAUAUGCAAUUCAAGGCUGCUAGACGGAUUCAAAGCGCCUGGCGCGGUUACUUUUAUCGCCAACGGCAGGACCUAACAGUCUGGGCUGCCAUCACCAUACAGAGAUGGUGGCGAGGGUUUUAUGUGCGCCACAACUUUUUCAACAAGAUCGAGGACAUGCUUCAGAGAAGCAUCAUUGAGCACUAUAAUCGGGCGGCGAUUAAAAUACAGGCUCUUUUCCGCGGCUGGUGGGUGCGUCAGACUGUGCACGAUGUAAGCAGCCUUCGACGCAUGCAAAGGAGUGCGGCCGAGGAUCUGCUCAACUGCAUAGCCUUCUACCUGCACCAUCUGCAACGCACAUACAGCAUACCUGGCGUCUACUCAAUCCGCAACUCUCACUGCCUCUCGCGCGUCGAAAAGUUGCUCGCCAGUAUGAACUAUCGCUUUCACAACGAUCGCGUGCGCACCGUCAUGAGCUCACGGGCUGCGCUGGCAGAGUAUCAGCGCAAACGAUUUAUGUUAGCCGCAAGAUACACCAAUGUGCCCUAUGCUGGGCCGAACUUCACGGGCAUAUGCGGGCCACAACAUGACGACUACGUGAUCUCGACGAAAGACAUGGACAGACGCAUGUACAAGGUCAUUGCCCUCUACGAGCAAUCCCAGCGCGAUGAGCAUGCCCAGAGGGUGACCCAGAGCCUAGCCGAGAAGAAGCGACGUAAACAGCAGCAGGAGAUUUUGGAGCGGCAGAAGAAGCAUAGACGCGACUUUUGCGGCGAUGUAAUUGCCAGCAUGAGACGCUGGAAAGUUUUGGGAGACUACAAGAAGAACAUCAACUUAAAAGCUUUGCACGAUCCUCAGAACAUGGAGAACUUUCUAAGUGAUGUUGCUGAGAUAAUUGCUAACCAAGAAUCCCAAACCUGUCACUGCCAGAGGGUCGUUCAUGACAGCACAUUUUGUCAUUGAGCAGAUUUUUUAAACCUUUACAUACAAUAUAUAAAUACAAAUACGAGUAA
Messenger RNA from Scaptodrosophila lebanonensis, 1292 nucleotides. RefSeq lists its product as uncharacterized. The transcript is spliced from 5 exons. Bases 106 to 1242 code for a protein of 378 amino acids. The record is from RefSeq and is a predicted model, not a curated record. Gene Ontology annotation, molecular function: protein binding. Lineage: Eukaryota; Metazoa; Arthropoda; Insecta; Diptera; Drosophilidae.